CUCUGCCUCUGACACUCUAUUAUCUUCUCUCUCCUUGGUCUCUGCCUGUGACACUCUAUUCUCUUCAACCUUUCUCUUCUUUCCUCAGUCUCUGCCUGUGACACUCUAUUCUCUUCUCCCUUUCUGUUCUUCCUUCUGUCUCUGCCUGUGACACUCUAUUCUCUUCUCCCUUUCUGUUCUUUCCUCUGUCUCUGCCUGUGAAACUCUAUUCUCAUCUCCCUUUCUGUUCUUUCCUCUGUCUCUACCUGUGACACUCUAUUCUCUCAACCCCUCUCUCUUGUUUCACUCCUCCUCUCCUCCAUACAAAGGGCUGUGCUUGCAUUUGUUUGGCAUGGAGAGGAGGCAGACAAAUUCAGAGAAGCUCAGAAGUGACAAGGAGCUGAUAUGAGUAGCCAGGGUGACCCAUGGACAUGUUCUUCUUACCUGCACCCACCCUGCCAGAGCUGAGAUCCAGCUGAGCACUGAGGAACAAGAUCCACCAGCAGGGUCCAUGUUGGAGCCAGAUGACUUUGCUGGCCUUGCCGGCCCCUGGAAUUCAUCCGACCUCAGCCUCUUCAGCCCGGCAAGCAUUGUGGUCCCUGUGAUCUUCUCCCUCAUCUUCUUGCUUGGGACUGUGGGGAACAGCUUGGUGCUUGCCGUGCUCCUAAGAAGCGGGCAAAGGACACACAACACAACCAAUCUCUUCAUACUCAAUCUCAGCGUAGCCGAUGUAUCCUUCAUCAUCUUCUGCGUGCCCUUCCAGGCUACCAUCUAUUCCCUGGAGGACUGGGUGUUUGGGGCUUUCAUGUGCAAAGCUGUCCACUUCUUUAUCUAUCUCACCAUGUAUGCCAGCAGUUUCACCCUUGCCGCUGUCUCUGUUGACAGGUACCUGGCAAUUCGUUACCCCCUACGCUCCCGUGAACUUCGGACCCCAUGCAAUGCAAUUGCUACCAUGGCUAUAAUAUGGGGCCUCUCUGUGGUGUUUGCUGGUCCCUACCUGAGUUACUAUGACUUAAUGGACUAUGAAUCCAGUCAUAUCUGCAUGCCAGGCUGGAAGGAGAGAACACGUAAGAUAAUGGAUACCGGCACUUUCAUUGUGGGUUAUGUGAUCCCCGUGCUCAUUGUAAGUCUGUCUUACACCAGGACCAUUAAGUACUUAUGGACAGCAGUUGACCCACUGGAGGAUAUGUCAGAGUCCAAAAAGGCCAAGAGAAAGGUGACCAAGAUGAUUAUUAUUGUCACUGUCCUCUUCUGUCUUUGCUGGCUUCCUCACCAUGUUGUGGUCAUGUGCUACCUAUACGGUGACUUCCCUUUCAACCAAGCCACGUAUGCUUUCCGCCUGCUUUCCCAUUGCAUGGCCUAUGCCAACUCUUGCCUCAAUCCCAUUGUCUAUGCCUUGGUUUCAAAGCACUUUCGUAAAGGGUUUCAGAAGGUUUUCAGCUGUCUGCUGAGGAAGAAAGGUCGGAAUAAAGUCCAUGUGGUCAAUGCAGCCAAUGCUGAACCAGGGUUUGAUGCCGCUUCUUCUGAAAUGUCUCUCAUUAAUGAUGGAAACGGAAAAAAGAAUGGACAUCAUGCAGGAGGAAAUCACUCUGAUUCAUCAAGACCGUUGGGAACACCCUGACAGUUUUUUUAAAACAUUCCCCCGUGCCUCUAACAAGCCAAAUUUUAAGGUUAUCAUAAUGAAGUUCAAGAAGAAGACUCAUUUCUGUAAGAGGAAUUCUUCUUAAGUGCUGAUCUUGGAGAUCUUAUCUUUUUAAGGACAUUUGAGAAGACAGAUGGGGAAACAGCCGAAUAUGGACUACAUGUCUUCAAGAGUGUAUCUGCGGAAGCAUACAGUACUAUGUAGAUAAACUACAGUUACUUGUAAGCUUUCAUGAUCCUAUAAAACCAAAUCCACCCAUUUUCUUGAAAUUCCUUUCAUGACAAGCCCAACACAGUUAUAAAGGACAGUAUUUUGAGUCACAGUUGUCACCUUCAGCUCCUAUAUGAUGGUGCAACACCUUCCAUUGGGAUUUUUAUUAUUAUGGUAUUUGAGGCAAUGUUCAACUCAAAACAUUUGUACAUUUGUCAUUCCUUCCUUCACGUUCCAGGCCUGCCUCCAGGCCUGCCUUGUGCCUGUAAAAACAAAAUCAUAGACAUUGAGUAAAGUUAAGUGCAGAAAACCAAACUGGGUAGAAACAGAGUAAGAAGGAAAACUUUUUAUGGAGAAAACUUGACAUCUAGAAUAGGGGUGUUGCACUUGUGCCACCACAGCUGUUGUACUAUAACUUCUAGAAUAACAACCUUGAGUAGGACGCUGCCGGUUGGGUUCCUUUAACAUAAGGUCAAUAUAAACAUACUACAAACUGUUCACUACAAAGGUCUGUCCAGGUUGGAAGAGAUGUGUCAUAGGGAUGUAGCCAUGAUGUAUCUGCAGAUAUAUGUUCCACCACAGUCUCUGUUCAAGUGAAUGGUUGCCUAUUGAGUAGUGUGAAGGUAAAGCAGAAGAAGCAUCGGACAAAUGAUGGAAUUGUGGGGGAUAAUCUAUAGCCUAGAUAAUACUUAAUAAAAGUGACACACAGUUUCUGAAUAACUCACUAGCUGUAUUACCAAUACAAAGGAUCAUAACCGAUUGCCAUGGCUUAGCCCUAGGGGCAUUGAAGUUAAUUGUGUAUAUAUUGAUUCAGAGGAGGAACAUGUUUGGUCCAAUCACUCUGACCCCAACGGCUGAUAACAAAGCCCAUGGACUUAAUAUGUGUUGGGAUCUCACAUUGUGCUCAGUGCCUUUGAGGACAGUACACCCAACAAAUUUUGGUACGCAAUAAAAAUGUGAUCAUAGACCCUUAACAGGGUUGGAAUUAAUGAGCCCCCAGAUGGGUCGUGCCUGGGUUGAGAAGGGGCAUGUUAGCACAGGUGCUGAGAACAGACUGGGAAAACUGGCAAUUUGCAGAGACACAGCCCUUGCACCCCCAGAUAAUGAGCCCCAUUGUGUAUUGUGGACUUGAACAAGCAUGCCUGAAAAUUCAGGUGAUUUUUGCAACAGAAUAAGAGGUUCAUCACAUCCUAUUAUCCUCUCUGGGUUACUGUAACUGUAAAGAAAUAAAGAUGUUUUCAUUUUGCAGA
This is a messenger RNA of Xenopus laevis (African clawed frog), 3081 nucleotides long. Its product is annotated as provisional ortholog of galanin receptor 2 L homeolog. The coding region runs from base 491 to 1600 and encodes 369 amino acids. NCBI's taxonomy places the organism in Eukaryota, Metazoa, Chordata, Amphibia, Anura, Pipidae. Gene Ontology annotation, cellular component: plasma membrane; membrane. Gene Ontology annotation, molecular function: G protein-coupled receptor activity. The record is from RefSeq and is a predicted model, not a curated record. Gene Ontology annotation, biological process: G protein-coupled receptor signaling pathway; signal transduction. The transcript is spliced from 3 exons.